UUGAAUUGGUUCAUUCAAACAGCGGUCGCCUCGGGUAGGAAGGUGCGCACAGUGGAGCUUUUUGUUUUUCAGAUAGCUUAGGCUUUCAUUAGAUUCAGCAAGUGUGAUUUAGUCUUGAAGUAAAAACUUAACUUAAAUGAGAAAAUAACUACAUUGGAUAAUUAUACGCUAGUAGUUGUUUUUAACUAGGCUAACUUUGGCUCCUGAAGUGAAGAUUGGACGCACUAAGUUACCGAAAACUCGUUUUGGGUUGUGUUGAGCUGUUACAAAAAGGUAGCGAAUAUGACGUCAACUCUCUUGUCCCCAUGCGGAUUGCUGUCAGACGAGGACGAAUGUGGAGCGGUGCUCGAGUCCACUGCAGCAGACCUCGGAAGUCUGCUACGUCCUCAGCCCCCGCUACCCGAAAUUUCCCUCAUUGCUCCCACCAUAGAACCCUGCACGCCCGCAAGACAGGGUAAGGCUGCGGUGGAGCGGAAGGGGAGUGCAGACGAGGGCUCGGAGAAGCUGAAGGUGUUCCUGCGCAUCAGACCCCUCACCCAGGCAGAAAAGGACCGAGGAGAGGAGCAGGGGUGUGUGAGCAUGCAGGGGGACGAGACUCUAUUGCUGAAAGCGCCCAAAGACUCCCACAACAUGAGAAAUGCUGAGAGGGGAGUCACGCAGAGCAUGCACAAGUUCAGCUUCACUCAGAUCUGUGGAUCAGAGACGGGUCAGCAAGAGUUCUACGACCGCACCAUGAGAGAGAUGGUCCGGGACGUGCUGCAGGGCGAGAACCGGCUUCUGUACACCUACGGAGUCACCAACUCGGGCAAAACAUACACCAUACAAGGUUUGGGCUCGGAGGCUGGCCUGUUGCCGCGGGCAUUGGUGUCGGUGUUCCUGAAGCUGUCGGGUCGGCUCUAUCCGGCCAUGGACCUGAAACCUGUCUUGUGCCAGGAGGUGCGCAGACUGGACACCAAUGAGGUCAAAGUGGAGAGCAUCCGCAAAGCCGCGCUUCUGAAUGAGGAUGACUGCUCGACAUCUCGUCUACGUAAAGACGCCAGCAUGAGCUACGACAGUGGCAUCGGAGGCCUCUCCACCACCAGCCAUAUCGCCACCCAGCUGGAGGAUUCGGACAGCGUGUGUCUGGACGCUGAUGGACUAGGCUUGAGCCGCGGGGAGGAGCUGGAGGAAGGGAUGCAGAUCUCUGUGUGGGUUUCCUUUUACGAGAUCUACAACGAGUUCAUCUACGACCUCCUCGACACCCCACCCUCAAUGUACCACCGCAAGAGAGCCACGCUCCGCCUCAGUGACGACAAGCAUGGCAACCCCUACGUGAAGGAUCUCACUUGGAUUCAGGUGCAAAGUGCAGAUGAGGCCUGGAAGGUUCUGAAGGCUGGACGACGGAACCAGAGUUUUGCCAGCACACACCUGAACCACAACUCUAGCCGCAGCCACAGCAUCUUCACCAUUCGCCUGCUGCACAUCCAACCCGACUCUGACUUCAAACAGGGAACACGUAUCAGCGAUCUGUCUAUGUGUGACUUGGCUGGUUCAGAGCGCUGUAAGGACCAGAAGAAUGGAGACAGAAUGAAGGAGGCCAAUAACAUCAACACCUCCCUACACACACUGGGCCGCUGUAUGACGGCACUCAGAUACAAUCAGAACAACAGGUCUCGAGCCCCUCAGGUGGUUCCGUUCCGUGACAGCAAGCUGACGCGCGUGCUGCAGAACUUCUUCACGGGUCUGGGCCGCUCCAUCAUGGUGGUCAACAUCAACCCUUGUGCUUCCACCUACGACGAGACACUGCAGGCUCUCAAGUUCUCCGCCAUUGCAACACAGCUGGUCCAUGGCCCCUCCACUAAGACACGUGUGGCGUACAUCCUGUCACUGCUGCGUGAGCAGCAAGAUGGAGGAGCUGCCAAUGAGAGCAGCCUGCUGGAGGAUGAUGACAGUGACAACGAAGGAGACAUCACCAUGUUGGACUCCGACGCCUUGCUGCAGGCUAUAGAGGUGCUGAAGCGUGAAGUCCUGCGUCAGCGUCAGGAGAAGGCAGAGCUGGAGGCGAGCGUGAGGGAGGAGGUGUGUGCGGAGAUGAUGGAGGUCAUAUCACGCAUGCAGAGUGAUUUCAGUGAAACGUUAGAAACUGAACAGACCAUGAUUGAGGAGCGCUAUGAGAAGAAGAUCGGCAACCUCCACACCAGCCUCAAGAAAUACUACAGCCAGGAGAUCGAGGAGCGGGACGAGCAGAUCCGUGAACUCACCGCCGCCCUGGACAAGAGAUCCUCCAGGCCUGGGAGCACAGCGGUGGUGGCGGCGGCGCCCAUCUUCCCGCCGCUGGUGGCGGACGAGGAGGCGAGCGUGCGGCGGUCCCAGCGCCUGGCAGCAAACAGAGACACGCACACACACGUGGAGCUGGAGCAAUGCAGGCUGGAGCUGGAUCAGUGCAGGGCGGAGCUGGACCUCUGCAGGACAGAGCUCAGGCUCAAGACCCUCGAACUCCAGCGUGCCCAUGUGCAGAACCCAACACCUGGCAACAGUACCACCGCCUCCACAGCAGACCGGAAACUGGAGGAGGGGCAGAAGAACCUGCGUCAGCUGCGUGACGACCUGCAGAAGUUGGUGGCAGAGCUUCAGUCUGGAGAGCGGGCAUGCUGCAGAAACACAGACGGAGAGAGACUCCGACAGGCACUAAGCAGCGCAGAUGAGAAACUCAAUAAACAGGAUCAGAUGUUGGUGGAGCUCCACACAAGUCUGCAGCUGGUGAAGGCAGAGCUGAGGAGGAAGGCGGAGUGUAUGCCGCCACCUGCCCCUCCCACUCCCGGCUCGUCCUGUAAAAAGCGUGGCUGUGCCGCCGCCGCCGCUGCCAUGGCGAUGGAGAAUGUGGCCCCACCUGAGAAGCGUCCGUUCUUCCGCUCCCUUUUCCCAUCGCGCACGCCCGUCACGCGCCACAGAGCGGACGCCGUGGACAACAACGCCACGCCCUACGCCCGCGUGCUGCGCUCUCGCCAGCCGUCCCCACCGCCCAGCCCCUCCCCCAUGCGCCGGGGAAUGAAGUACUGAGAAGACGACAAUAAAGUUGUUAUUUUUGUACAAAGAAAUGCAAAACCUAAGUUGCAGCAGUGGUCCAGGGCAACAGGGCCUACUCUGUCUGUACAAGUCUGGUCAUUUAGUGCCAUAUCAAGCUUGUGUGUGUUAUUAUUUAAACAUUUAGGGACAAUUUCCCCUGCAUGGAUUAAGCCUGCUCCUAGACUAAAAGCUGUUUCGCAGUAGAAAUCUCUAUUGAAGCUAUGUGUUAGUCUAGGGCCAGGCUUAAUCCAUGUACGGGAGACCAACCCUCACUUCUCAUUAACCUUGAGCUUUAAAUCACAGUGAAGCAGUGCUCGAUGUUGGCUUUCUUGGGAGAUUAAUGUCGAUGUAGUGUUAAUAGGACACUGUUAAGGACGGCACAGGUUGUGGAGAUGCUUUUACAUGUUUGAUCAAGCUGAUUAGUGCCGAGUGCCCUUCCUGUCUGUCAUUAAGGGCCUAUUAUGUACUAUGCACUAGCCUUGGAUCUGUAGUAUACACACAGAAAUGUUAUGUAAUCUUUGAAAUACCGGGUGACUAUUUUAAAGUGUGUUUAUUUCUUUUAUGUCAAGGUAAUCGGUUUUAGCGUAGUCUUUAGUCUUGUGUAGAAUUUGACGGCCUAGAUCUGCCAAAAAAAGUGAUGCGGUGUUUGUUUGGUUUCCCAAGAUUGAUACUGCUACAUACUGUGUGUGUGUGAGCUGGAUGUGUGUGUCUUAAGUGGUAAAUUCUAUCACUGUUUGUCAACCACAAGCACUGAGGACCAAUGAGUCAGCAGUAUUAUUAUCACAGAAUUGAACUAAGAUUUCAGGGCAAAUCUGACGCCUUCCCCCCCCAACUAUUCUGCAUGUUAGUGGAAAGGCACUGGUUAUGCAUCUACUUGGUAUGCACAUACCUGUAUGAGUGGGUGGAUGGAUGCAUAUUCAUGAAGUCUCCUUUGCACAUAAAGUAUUCUACUACUACCGAGGGUCAUUGUUCAUGUAAAUAAUUGUAUUUCUACACUGUUAUAUAAACAAAACAUAUUUUUUAAAGGUGGCUAUAUGUCCCAUACUCUAACAGAGUUUAGUUUGAAGCAGCACCUAACAACCACGACAGUUUUCUGUCUAUUCUAUUCUUGUUUAUGCAUGUGCUUUCCUGUUUAUGUGUCAAAUCUUUCCUGUCUGUAAAAUCUGUUUCACAUUAAGAAUUAAAGCCAUUCUGUGGUCAUUCA
Messenger RNA from Alosa sapidissima (American shad), 4249 nucleotides. RefSeq names its product kinesin family member 20A (gene kif20a). The transcript has 19 exons. Bases 283 to 3039 code for a protein of 918 amino acids. The record is from RefSeq and is a predicted model, not a curated record. NCBI's taxonomy places the organism in Eukaryota, Metazoa, Chordata, Actinopteri, Clupeiformes, Clupeidae. Gene Ontology annotation, molecular function: microtubule binding; microtubule motor activity; ATP binding. Gene Ontology annotation, biological process: microtubule-based movement. Gene Ontology annotation, cellular component: nucleus; kinesin complex; microtubule.